Molecule: messenger RNA, 3066 nt
Organism: Dimorphilus gyrociliatus
Lineage: Eukaryota; Metazoa; Annelida; Polychaeta; Dinophilidae
Source: the annotation of a GenBank genome assembly
ACAACCAAGAUUCGCCAUUGUGGGUUCAAGAUGGCUGCCGGCUAUUAAGUUUCGAAUUCCAUGUGAUUUGCGUUCAUCGAAAGGUAAACUUUCGUUUUCGUUUGGUUUUAUCCUAUCGGUAAACUUUUCCAUCACAUUUUAAAGCCAUAUUGGACUUUAUAAAACUUCUAAAUUCGGUGAUAGAACGAUAUGUCCUUAAUUAGGCAUUGUUGACAACGUUAAAUUUUUUUGUCUCAUUUUCGUAUAUUGUUUGUCUCAAAUCUUCUCUUUAAUUUUCAAAUUAAAUCGGACUAAGAAAGAAGAAAAUAUAUGAUAUGACUAUUUGGAAUUAUUAACAAACUGAAUGGUAUUAACCUAUGUGAGAAAUUGAUUGUAUAAAAUUGCAUUGUGUAUUUGAAACAAAAUAUCCUCAGCUAAAUUUACAUACGUUAUUUAGUAGAAGGAGAAAUUUUUUCUUUCUUUCUUUCCAUUAUCUAGAAUUUCUUUAUCUAACUAUCUCUUCAAUCAUUAUAUCUACCUUUCCUACUCUCUCUCUCUCUCUCUCUCUCUCUCUCUCUCUCUCUCUCUCUCUAUUUUUUAAUUGAUAUUUUGCAUAUUUCAUAAAUAUUUUAACCUAGUUUUACAGUAUUUAUUUUCAAAAAGUCAUGACUGUUGUGAAUGGGUGUGUACAUGUAUAAACGUGUUGAUUAUAUAUACUACGUAUAUAAUAGUUUGUAUGGUUUGUUAAAAUUUUACCGACUAACAUAUUUUUAAUAUUUACCGAGAUUGACCUUAAUAUUUUAAAAGGGAGAAAGAAAAACACGUUGCAUACCGAAUUUAGUACAAACUAAUCAUUAGACUCUGCUAAUAUCUAUUAUAUAGUUUUCUUUUUUUAAUCAUUAAUAUCUUACUAAUUUUACUAAUUUCCCUAACAUCUUUUCCUUCUAAUCGACCUACUAAAUCAUCAUUUAAAAAGACAACUAUACACACGCAAAUAAAAAACAAAAACAACAAGGAUUUUAAUGGAAAAAAUUAUCACGACUUCCAAUGGACAAACAAACUACUUAACAAAAAAAUGAAGCAAAAUUUUGUGUAUUUUUUGGCAGAUGGAACAGUUUCGUCAAUUAAAAAGAUUCAGCGAAGAAUUUGAAAACUUUAUGGGAGAGUUACAAGUUGUACCAUUAGUUUCAAACGCUAAAAAGAGGAAGAUUGAAGAAAAGCCGCUAGAAAUUAAGAAACCAUUGUAUGAUCAGGAUAAUGAGUAUAAUUACAGCUUUCUUCCUAAGGAAAUUGUCUUGAAGAUUUUCUCUCACCUUAACUCGAAAGAUCUUGCUAUUGCUGGUCAAACUUGUUCUUUGUGGAGAUCGUUAAGUAAAGAUGAAUCAUUGAGAAGAUGCGUUGUAAUCCGUGACAGAAUAGAUUGCGAAAACGAGUUUAGGGGAAGCCUAUUCCAAAAAGAACUUUUGUUAUGGAACGGAAUAAUUAGUUCUUCCGUAUUAACCUCACUUGACUUUCAACCCUUCGCUAAUAAUUUAACUCGUGUAUAUAUUAGAGAAAGAAGUAUGAACGUAUCAGAAUUGGCUACUUGGAUUCGAAUUUGCUCGAAUAUUCGUAUACUAAGUUUGCGUGAUAUCUCUAUAUUGCCAAGCGAAUCUUACAAUUUACCCGAAAAUACUCAUUUGACUACUUUGUUUUUGGACCGUGUUCUCAUUGAUAAUAAUGCUAAGAACUUUUUUAAACACCUACUGAAGAUUUGUAAAAAGCUAAAAUCUGCAUUUAUCAACAAUAUAAAAUGUAAAAGAUUCCUUAAUCUCAUCUUUCCGUGUUCAUCGACCAUAGAACAACUCAAUUUGGCAGGCUUCCGAAACGAAUUCGACGAUGACCUGGCGUGGGAAAUAUGCAAAACAAACUUGGAAAGUUUAAGAGAGUUAGAUAUAAGCGAAGCGACCGAUCUGACAGAAGAAGGAUUCUCUUUGCUAUGUAAAAGAACAAAGAAUCUGGAAGUUCUCAACAUCAGCAGGUGUUGUCUGAUAACAACAAAAGUUCUAACUGCGAAUUUAGAUUAUUUGCCGAAUUUGAAGCGACUAUACGCCUUUCAAACGUAUACUGAAAGAGCUCUCAAAAUGCUGAUCUAUUUCCUCGAAAGACGAAAGAUUUGGUUCAAACCCAAUGGUCGUUUGUACCGGAUUGCAGAUUGUCCUCUGCCGCAGUGUGAAAGGGUCGAAAUGCGAGUUUAGAUUAUUUGCAACAAACAACCGCUAUUAAUGAAAAAAUUUCGACAAACUACGCGUACAGACUCAUUUAUUUCCAGAUUACAGACCACCUUAUCGCUACACACGUUCAUUAAAGUGACAAACAACCGAAUGUCAGCUGUGUCCGACUUGUCAACAGCGACCUAUUUUUCCUUGUAGCAUUCCUAAUUAUAUAUAUAUAUAUAUAUAUCUACAUCUACAAUACGCUACACAUAUAACUAUUCUGUUAUGUACUAUGCAUGCAUGUAUGUUGUAAAAUAUACAGGGCCGCAUAUAAUGCACGGCAUGUUUAUCGGUUUGUCCGCCGCCGGCGUAGAAUGAAUAAAAACAAUAGGCGCAAACGAUAUGGCUUAUCGGGAAAUUUUGCAUACUAUUUGUUUAUAUUCGCCUUAGGCCUAUGGCUUAUUCUUUUUUGCCUUUCCAAGGUCCGAUUUCUACCGUGUCGGAUAUCCCACCUCCGUAGUCGACGUCCAAGGAAUGAUUAUCUAAAUGCGAUUCAAUAAAGUUAUGGAAGAAGCGAUGGAAGCUGAGGAGGAAAUUGCGGUGGACAAAGCCAAGUUCGAAUCGGAAAAUAACAAUACUGAUUAUCAUACGAGAUCAACGACUGCCAGUCCUUGUUUGUCGGUUGGGAAAAACGAAUUACUAAGCCCAUCAAAAUUUGAAUCGGAAUCACCAAAGUCUCAUAUAGAAUUACAAACAUGCCCCCUACCGGCAGUUGCGAACACACACGAUGAUGAUAACACUGACGUGACUGGGACCGUGAAGAACACGCACGAAAAUACAUUCUCUACCACAACUAACGACACUUGGACUGUGAAAAGUGAACCGGUUGAAU